Messenger RNA from Paramecium sonneborni, 353 nucleotides. NCBI's taxonomy places the organism in Eukaryota, Ciliophora, Oligohymenophorea, Peniculida, Parameciidae. The record is from the annotation of a GenBank genome assembly.
AUGAUAAUUUCUAAAAUUUUGAAUUCUAAAUUUUUAUUUUUAAAAUCAAAUUUAAUCGAGAUAUUAUUCUAAUCAAAGUUCAAUAAUAUUAAUAAAAAAUAAAAAUGUCAACUUAGUCAUAGUUUACUUUUCAAAUUCAUAUCAUAGGCUCUACUUGGUAUCUUUAUUUAAUUAUUCUUACUUAGCAUUGGCAAAACAGCUAUAUCAUAACAAUAUUUAUAUUCUAAAAAUAAAAAAUCCACAAUCUUCACUCGGAAUAGAUAUUAAAAAAAAAUGUAAGUAUAAAUAAUCAAAUUGUGACUCUUUAGGUAAAAUUAAAAUUAACUUUAGAUAAGGGAUGGGCCAGGUCAUGA